AUGUCGAGCUCCAUGGGACCCCGGCCGCUGACGUCGGCCUUCGAAAGCCCGACGUUCGAUGAAGACAGCUCUUUCCAUGUGGAACAACCGGUCGGGUCGAUGUCCAUAUCGCCGUGUGGACGAGAUGUGGUGCUGGCAUCGAAGGAAGGUCUCCAUGUCAUCGACUUGGAUUCCCCAUAUUCUCCACCUCGUUAUCUCCCUCACCAUACGCCAUGGGAGGUGGCGGAUGUGCAAUGGUCGCCAUUCGCGGCACGCGACUACUGGGUUGUAAGCACAUCCAACCAGAAAGCGCUAGUGUGGAAUCUGGCCAUGAAGACAUGGCAGAACUCCAUUGAAUUCGUGCUGCAUGCCCACUCGCGAGCAAUUACCGAUAUCAAUUUCAACGCAUUUCAUCCCGAUAUUCUUGCAACUUGCGCCGUGGACAGCUUCGUGCACUGCUGGGAUUUGCGUACGCCCUCACGCCCGGUGAUUUCAUUCUCCGACUGGUUUACCGGUGCAACCCAGGUUAAGUGGAAUCGACAAGAUCCUCAUGUUGUUGCUAGUUCGCAUGACCGCUUUCUUCGGAUCUGGGAUGACCGCAUGGGCGCGUAUCCAAUUCGAUCUAUUGAAGCUCACGACACGAAGAUCUAUGGUGUUGAUUGGAACCGUGUCCGACGAGGCGCCGUGGCAACCUGUUCGCUCGACAAGACCAUAAAAUUCUGGGAUUAUACUUCUGACACCGAAAUUCCCGAGAAACUGAUCCGAACACCAUUUCCCGUUUGGCGAGCCAGAAACACGCCCUUUGGAUGGGGAGUGUUGGCCAUGCCACAGAGAGGGAACAGCGAUUUACAUCUCUAUAGCCGAAGAGCUGGCGAUGGCUCCAACCCUGAUGAUGACCUGCCUUUAGUUCACAGUUUCCCUGGCCACAAAGGUCAAGUAAAAGAGUUCCUUUGGAGAGCACGCGGAGGGAUCGAUGACGGAGUCGACCACCGGGACUUCCAGUUAGUGACAUGGGGAACUGACAGAGAACUUCGUCUGCAUCGAGUGGACCCACAAAUCUUGGAGGGCGUUGGUUACGAAAAGGGAAAGUCUUACAUCUCUACUCGCACUGUGACUCGCCUGGGUGCUGUCUAUCGAAGCUUUAGAGAUGUGAACUCUGACUUAGACCUGGAGGACAUUGAGUCUGUGUCUUCGGUCAACCGCCUCAAACCAAGCACUAAUUACCCCGGCGGGCCAGGGAUGAAUGCUAUUUCGGUUCCCCAUGCUCGCGCCUGGACCAAGAGCGGUCAUCAGGAGAAUGGCAUGGGCAUGCAACCCCGGUCAAACCUGAGAGCCGAUACCAAUCCAAUCUCCUGGAUGCGGGGCGUAAAGAUCUCCGGCUGGGAUAUUGAAACCCUGGGGGAUGAAAUCAGUCACGUUGGCGAUAAGUUCACCAAGGUUGUUUUCGACUCGGUUGACGUGCGGCAGCGGAAAAUAUCGAUAUCUUUGAACGGACCUUGGGGUGCAGAAGGUACUUCAUUGUUCCUGAAGGUGGACAUCAAGUUCCCCGUUAGCUAUCCGAAGACCUCGAUUCCGACAUUCUCGUUUCAGAAGACAGCGGCUGUCACCGAUGAUCUGACUGCGAAAAUAACUGCCGAACUUCGCACAAUUGCCGAAACUUAUAUGUCCCGGAAACGUGGCUGCUUAGAAGGUGUUGUGCGCUACCUACUAGGUGAAAGCACUCUGGAGGAUAGCAUUGCGUGGAUUCUAGGCGAAACUGGCGAUCAUGUCAAAUCACCGGGCAACGGUGAUAUCGAGGGCGAGUCAAGUGACGAAGAUGAAGUUGGUAUGACCCAGAGUCAAGAGUUGGGAAUGAGCUCCGAGCUGCUCCGACCAGUCAAUGCCAAUGUGAUGGUGCCCGUGGCCAAAGGAUGCGGUGCGCUGUGGGCAAACGACGGCCGUUUGGUGUGCUUCUUCCCGCCGAAGAAGGACAAGUCUACAGCUCUCUUCGACAAUAUCGGAUUCAAAGAAAUGAGCAGAUUGUCGAGAAGCGACAAGGUCUUUGAAGGCUUCGGGCGCCUGCAGACCAGCUCCCCAGGACCGCGCAUGACCGGUACAAUCACGAGCACAGAUGACGGCGCAUCCGAUUACUCUGACGAUUCGUACUCCGAGACUUCCAGCUCUUCAGGUUCGUCUGCCGAUAUUCUCUCCGGGCUACCGGCUCGAUUCCAGCCGCCGCAGACGUGGCGUAGCGCUGGUAGUAUCGGCAUCUAUCGCCCCCGGUCUACGGAUCAUUCUCAGCGUUCGACUGCCGGGGCUGCCACGGCUAAAUCAGCCGAUACCACAAAAAACGUGGUUUCUAUUCAUGACUUGAGUGACAUGCUACCGGUGAAGCGUGAUCUUGCCAGCAAAUAUCGCAUCUGCGGGAAAGGAACUGAUGUUUGCGCUCAUAAUGCCGCCGUUGCCAUCGACGCUGGAUGUUACGAGUUGGCUCAAAUAUGGGGCCUUAUCAAACUUAUUCUGCAUGUUCGAAAGAAACCCGGCUCUCCACCUCAGCCGAUGAUGGGACCGAAACAUCUGUUGAAAGAAGAAGGCAUGGAUUCGAGCCAAGUUCUUGGAGUCGGACCCUACAAGGACAUAGCUGGUAGUAUCAUUCGCUGGGGAGAUCAUCCCCUCGGCAGCCAUUGGCUUGUGCCUGCCCUCUUCGAGCAUUUUGAGCGCAUCGGUGAUGUUCAAAUGAUUGCAAUGCUCUCGUGUGUGCUCCUGGAAGCCAACCACGAAGGGCGACCAGAGCAAAUGCAACAUAUUUCCUCCGAUCAACGGGCUUUCUCUGUUGAAGCAUCGUCAAUUGCGUCGACAGUUCAGAACAAGCCGCGGUCGCAACCAACGUCGCAGUCACAAUCGCAGCUCACAACUCCUGCUUCAUCUGUUCCAAGAGAUCCUACUUCUAUGCCCCAUACGUCGGCGCGAUCAUCGAGCGAAAUCUGGCGCGUUGAUUCUACACCUCCAUAUUCAACCGGAACAACGCCGCCGAUCACAACUCGCCCACGAGGCAUCACAGCUAAUCGAAAGGCUACCAGCCACAAUGUGUCUAUUGCGGCGUCCCCUGAACAGCAAUCCCAGCCGCGUAGCGGCGGAUCUGGAUUCGGGUCGGUCUUAGCAUCUUCAUUAUCUCGCUCAUUUACAUUCGGACCUUCUUCUGCAUCACCUCCAGCAAGUGCAUUGGCCAAGAAGAAAGCAAAUCCUGGCGAGAGCCCGAGCGUGGGAACCAUGCAAUUGCCUGUUUCAGACACCGAAAGCGAUCAGCCCGUCAAAGCUACAAAGCCGACGUCGAGAUUUAAGGUCACCUUCAAGAAUAAGAGUGCAUUUGAUGGCGAUGAGACGGCACCAGACUCUCUUCUCGACCGAAACAAAGAAUGGCUGUGGCGAUCCUAUCGUGGCGCGUAUGCCGACCUCUUAUCGAUUUGGGAGCUUCCUGUGCAGCAAAGCGAAGUCCUCAAGAUCGGAGCCGUGGCCGAUGAUGCGGAAGAAUUGCAUUCGAGUCAGUACUGGAGCAGUCACAGCCACGGCUCCAAGGCGACCGCACUCCCAGAACCUACCAUGCCUAGUGAAGCUGGUUUUGGAAUCGAAGCCCUCGACUUCCAACGCCACUGCGCUAAUUGUGGGCAUGCUCUUCAGAUGUCAAUCUUUGCACCAGCCCUUACCGUGGCCGACUCUCCAUCCAAGAAUCAUAGCGUAACUCCAUCCCGCCGUUGCCCCAACUGCAAUCCCCGGCAACCGUUGCCUACCAAGCUUCCCUGCGUCAUCUGCGGCGAAGUGGUAAACGGAAUGUUGGUUCCCUGCCUCAGCUGCGGCCAUGUAUGCUGCUUUGAUUGCCACCGACGCUGGUUCCUCCGAUCGGGCGAUCAAUUCGAUCACCCAUUCGAUGUGGCUGAUCUGGCCAAUACCCUCCCAUGCUGUCCCACUGGAUGUGGAUGUAACUGCUCUAAGCACAUUUCCGUGGAAGUACCCAUGCCGGCAUGGGAACCUCCUUCUUCUCAUGUUAAACAUCAGAUCCCUAGAAGCCCCCAUCGGAGCUACUCAUACGAGAAACGUCACCGCCGGCGCCAAUCUGAACCCGCUGGCCCUGAAAACUCGGGCCGGGCUAGUCGGAGCGGAACGGGAGGUACGAAUACGCCCAAAAACGGGGUUGGCCAGAAUGAAGAAGAUUUGGAUUUGUGGCAAACAUCUUCACCUUUUGCGUCUCUUGCGCGGGGCAUGGGCGGCGGCCUGAGCCAAGGCCUGCGCACGAAAGAUGACCGCAGAAAGAACAGUCGCUCCGUGGCGCUAGCGGUACCCAAGCGCAAAUGA
Penicillium atrosanguineum is the source of this 4308-nucleotide messenger RNA. Its product is annotated as Mtc5p. Lineage: Eukaryota; Fungi; Ascomycota; Eurotiomycetes; Eurotiales; Aspergillaceae. Gene Ontology annotation, molecular function: protein binding. The transcript has 2 exons. Bases 1 to 4308 code for a protein of 1435 amino acids. The record is from RefSeq and is a predicted model, not a curated record.